AAUCUGACGUCUGCCACUCCAGAAGACAUAAGAUUGUUUUUGAUUGACCGUGAUAUGAAAGGGAAAACGAAAAUACAUGAUUUAUGUUGUCCAUUUUUAGGAGACAAGAAAUUUAAGGAUUGUUCUUGUCCUUCGGGAGAUAGGGCCAGUGAUUUAGGCAAGUGUUUAGCGCAAGAGGUGAAAAGGUUGACAGAUUCUGAGGCUCUUUUAUUUCGUCAUACAGUAGGCAAAACUUUAGGGAAUGGCAAAAUCAAUGAGUUUGUGAUUUCACCAGUCUCCGAUAAGUUGAUUUGUCCUGUUGAAAAUUUAAAUCAGUAUGUUUCUGGAGCAGAAGAAAUGGAUAUCGAUUUAUCAAAUGGGAAACUUAAAUGUGAGAUAUUUACGGAUAGCUUACACCAUUUGUUUAAAUCACUUUGA
Molecule: messenger RNA, 417 nt
Organism: Mytilus californianus (California mussel)
Lineage: Eukaryota; Metazoa; Mollusca; Bivalvia; Mytilida; Mytilidae
Exons: 3
Source: RefSeq, a predicted model, not a curated record